Messenger RNA from Opisthocomus hoazin, 1322 nucleotides. Lineage: Eukaryota; Metazoa; Chordata; Aves; Opisthocomiformes; Opisthocomidae. The record is from RefSeq and is a predicted model, not a curated record.
AUGACGAACAUAGUCUCAAAAGCCAGAGAGCAAUGCUGCCGCAAUGCCACUGAAGAAGGCACCUCGAGAACCUGCCUGCCGUCCCGCCACCAGCACCAAGAGCCACCAGCAACAGCAGAUGAUGGAAAACUGUCCUUUGAUGAAUUCAAAGCUUACUUUGCUGAUGGAGUUCUGAGUGAAGAAGAACUGCAUGAACUUUUUCACACGAUCGAUACACACAAUACUGACAAUCUUGACACAGAAGAGCUCUCCGAAUAUUUUUCCCAGCACUUAGGAGAGUAUGAAAAUGUUCUAUCUGUCUUGGAAGACUUAAACAUAAGCAUACUGAAGGCAAUGGACAAAACAAAGAAAGACUAUCAGGAAGCUUCUAAUCUGGAGCAGUUUGUGACUCGCUUUCUUUUGAAGGAAACACUGAACCAGCUUCAGUCCCUCCAGAGCUCCCUGGAGUGUGCCAUGGAAACCACGGAGGAGCAGACUCGGCAGGAGAGACAAGGCUCAACAGAACCAGAAGCGCUCUCAAUUCAAUGGCCAGGAAAACGCUCAGUUCGAAGGCUUCAGAGGAACAACAGCCUGUUGCCGAAUAGCCCUCAUUUUAGCACAGGUUGGAUUGAGGAAGACAGCCAGUGGAUGACCCAGAUAAACAGACUCCAAAAGCUGAUUGACAGGCUGGAAAAGAAGGACCUAAAGCUUGAGCCAUUUGAAGAGGAAGUUUUAGAAGAAAAUGCAAAAUCUCACAUAAUGAUUGUUCAGCGUCAAAUGUCUGUGAUAGAAGAAGAAAUCGAGGAGUUCCGGCUUGCUCUGAAGCAGUACGUGGAAUCUGCUUGUGCUCAGGGUGGCUGCUUGCAUGUUUCCAUACAGAAGCUUCCAAGUGACUCUCGCUUCACCAUCUAUGAGUUCUGGGAGAACAGCAAUGUCUGGAAUACUCACCUUCAAAUGAAUUACAGCAAGACAUUCCAAAGAAGUAACGUGGACUUCUUGGAAACUCCAGAGCUCAUCACAACAAUGCUAGUCCCUGCAUCGUGGUGGGUCCUCAAUAACAACUAGAAGCUGUGGUUCUAAGUAAUGUUAACGUUGCAUUGUUUUUCAUUACAAUAACAUUCAUAUAGCACUGUACAGGUGCGCUGGGUUCUGAAUUUAUGAUGUGAUGCUGUUUGUUAUUAUAGAUGUGAUCUUUUCCAUUUUAAAAUACGGAAGAAUGCACAUUUGUUACCUUCUCUUCCUGUGACUAGUUCAGUGAAAUGAUGCAUUCUAAAAGCUGAAAUAACUAUGCUAAACUGUUUAUUGUGUAUAUUCAGUCCAAACUGUCACAGAAAAAUGUAUCU